Messenger RNA from Styela clava, 1489 nucleotides. Its product is annotated as kynurenine/alpha-aminoadipate aminotransferase, mitochondrial-like. Lineage: Eukaryota; Metazoa; Chordata; Ascidiacea; Stolidobranchia; Styelidae. Gene Ontology annotation, molecular function: pyridoxal phosphate binding; L-kynurenine:2-oxoglutarate transaminase activity. The record is from RefSeq and is a predicted model, not a curated record. Gene Ontology annotation, biological process: biosynthetic process.
CUAUUCUAGUUUAAUAAUUUUUUAGAUUGUAUUCAGUAUUAUUAUAAUGUAAUUUUAUUGUUCAUAAUUGAAACCGGGGUGUUCAAAGACUCUUUAUUCGAAAUGACUACUCCACAAAAGCUAGAUUUUGACAGAUUCUUUUCUGAAGUAAGUAAAAGACGAAGACCAUGUGCGAUAAGACAAUCCGUUGCCACUUUAGCAAAAAGUUCGCCGACGAAUAUUUCCUUUGGCCCAGGUAUGCCGAACCCAUCUACCUUUCCCUUUGAAAGUAUUGAUGUCAAAAUCAAAAACGGUUCAACAGUCAAGAUAGAGGGGGAGGAACUUGCGAGAGCUUUGCAAUAUUCGAAGUCUGGGGGCAUUGAAGAGCUAAAGGAAUGGCUGCGGAAAAUUCAAAAACAUUAUCACGAACCGCCUCUUAUGAACAAACAUAGCGAAGUAGAAUUCGACUUAUAUGUAUCAGUUGGAAGUCAAGAUGGCCUGGCUCAAACAUUAGAUAUGCUUCUAUCACCGGGAGAUAAUAUUUUAAUUGAUGAUCCCGUGUUUUCAGGAACUCUUGGAUUUCUAAAGCCUCUCCCAAUUCAUCUCAUCCCUGUAGAAACAGAUGAGUUCGGAAUGAAAGCUUGCAGACUCAAAGAAAUUAUGCAAACUUGGAACAUUGAACAAGAAUCAAAACGGCCCAAAGUUAUUUACACAAUUCCUAACUGCAGUAACCCAACUGGUGCAACUGCUUCGGCAGAAAGGAAAAAAGAAAUAUAUAAGAUAGCUCAAGAAUACGAUCUGGUGAUUGUCGAGGAUGAUCCGUAUUAUUUUCUGCAAUACGGCGAUGACAUUGCUUCAAGCUAUCAAGCUCUUGACACCGAUGGUCGCGUGCUCAGAAGUGACUCAAUGUCGAAGGUGUUAUCGGCCGGAAUACGCCUAGGAUGGGUAUCUGGAGCAAAACCUUUUAUUCAAAAGCUGAUACUCAAUCAAGAGGUGACAACGCAACACAACAGUACUUUAAUCCAGAUGAUCGUAUUGAAACUUUUGGAACAAUGGAAAUUUGUCGGAUUUCAGAAUCACCUAACCGAUAUCAAAAAGUUUUAUAAAUCACAACGAGAUGCUAUCAUAUCCAGCGCUAACAAGUGGCUUACAGGAUUAGCGGAAUGGAAUGUUCCCGAAGGUGGAAUGUUUUUGUGGCUCAAAUUAUUCGGGAUCGAUGACACAAAGGAAUUGGUUCAGAGGGGUAUAAUAGAAAAAGAGAUUGUUAUGAUUCCGGGAUCAGCUUUUAAUGUAGAAGAUAACACAAAAUCAUCAUUUUGCAGACUAUCUUUUUCGCUCAUAUCACCUGAAAAUAUUGAGGAGGGAAUUCAGAGACUUUCUAAUCUGGUUCGUGAAGAGUUGCAUAACAACAACAAAUAAAUUUCUGUGGUACAAUUUUAAGAAAAAUCACGAAGAGUUUCUACAUAAAUCUAAUUUAUUACAAUUCUUCAAAAUAAAAUAUUCUUAAAAC